Molecule: messenger RNA, 1037 nt
Organism: Salvelinus namaycush (lake trout)
Lineage: Eukaryota; Metazoa; Chordata; Actinopteri; Salmoniformes; Salmonidae
Product: serine/Arginine-related protein 53-like
Exons: 10
Coding region: 1-414 (137 amino acids)
Biological process (GO): alternative mRNA splicing, via spliceosome
Cellular component (GO): nucleus; cytoplasm
Source: RefSeq, a predicted model, not a curated record
AUGAUACCUGCCGCAGAAAGAGGUCCAGCAGACGCUCCAGAGACAAAGACAGAGACAGGCGACGCAGGCGGCGGUCCAACAGCAGCUCGUCCCGCAGGAGGAGGGAGCGGAGAAGGAGACCGAGGCAGGACCAACCACUCCCAUAGGACACGCAGCUGCACCCGCAGGUCUCGUGAGCGGCGGCGGUCGCGCAGCAGGAGCAGCGGCCGGUCCAGCCGCAAGAAGAGCCACAACCGCAGCCGGCUGAAGGGCCGCGACAAAGACAAGGAGAAGGACAGGGACCGAGACAAGGGCAGAGCCAAAGCCAAGUGGUCCGACAAACAAGGGGACAGCGCCAGCAUCAAAGCAGCAUUAGAGCAUCUGACACCUGCAGAACAGGCCAAGGCUCGACUCCAGCUGGUGCUGCAGCCAUAACAGAUGAGGUACUGAAAGCCAAGAAGAGGAAGGACGAGGAGGCCAAGAAGAUGAAGAGGGGACGUCGCUGGCGGAUCAAGUGCGAAGGAUAAAGGACAUUGAGGCCAUUGAGAGCGAAUCCUUUGUUCCCCAGGCUUUCAAAUCACCCCGAGACAGUGUCAAGACAGAGUCAGUGAAAGUCGAGCAGGAACCGGACGACCCACCUCUGCUCCUUCCAGACAUCAGCUCUCUACCUACUACAAUCCGCUACAACGACAGCGACACGCUAGCACACCCCAGGUUGUUCCUGGACAAGGAGAAGGCCGAGGAGCUUUGGCUCAACAGGCUGAUGUCCCUAUGCCAGGAGAGGCUCAUGGGUAGUCCUGUGCCCUGAUUGGACGAGCUCUAAUUAGUCUAUCCUUGUCAGGCCACACCGUCAGGAACAACCCCCUGUCCCUAAACAUAAAUCUUUAUACAUUUUUAUUUAAUCCCUCAUUCACUGGACUUCCCUCAGACUUUUUGUCAAGAAACUACAAUGCUCCUGUCUUUAAGAAGAUUUGUAUUUUGUAAUUUUAAAUGAUUUUUUUAUUUUAUUUUAUUUUUUAAUAAUUUAAAAUGAUAAACUUGAAUUAGCUAACACAACG